AUGUUUCGUCGAUUUCAAUCGAAUUUUGGUCUAGCUUGUCGGUUGAAAAUUACUUCAAACGUAUGUUUUUCUGUGGCUUUAGCUGAAUAUAUUGAUCAUCUGGCGUCUUUUAAUCAAAUGCACAAUGAAGCUAUGGUGAUUGUGAUACUGAAUGUAGUGGCUGUAAUGUGUGAAAACAGCAAAAUUUAUCGUGCAAACAAGUUUCCAUUACCGAUGAAUUUAUAUAAUUUGGUGGUAGCUAGAUCUUCAUAUGGAAAAUCUCCAAUACUUGACUUAGUGAGAAAAUCCAUUGAUGAGGUAGUUCGUUACCGACCAUCAAAAUUUAAAUCAGCUUCGAAAGAUGGAGAAGAAUUUGACCAGGUUGUGUAUUUUGAUGAAAACACUGCAGCUGGGUUAUUAAGUAGUCUUAAUGGCUGUACACGUUUUCUUAUCACUGACGAAGCUGAUGUUGUACUGAAGAAAAUGGGUUAUACCUUGCCACCACCUGGGUCUCGUGAUUGGUCAACGAAUGACUGCAGAAGUCAAUUAUUAACUUAUAUGAUAGACCGCAUAAUUUUACGAGACGAUUAA
Messenger RNA from Rotaria sp. Silwood2, 570 nucleotides. NCBI's taxonomy places the organism in Eukaryota, Metazoa, Rotifera, Eurotatoria, Philodinida, Philodinidae. The record is from the annotation of a GenBank genome assembly.